Molecule: messenger RNA, 2145 nt
Organism: Pedinophyceae sp. YPF-701
Lineage: Eukaryota; Viridiplantae; Chlorophyta; Pedinophyceae
Source: the annotation of a GenBank genome assembly
AUGGCAGCAGUGCCCGCACAACAGCCGGCAUGGCUGCGGCUGUCCGCGGCCGAGCUGGCGGAGAAGGGCAUCGCGCCCGUGAAGCACGAACACAUGGCCUUUGACGUCCAGCAGCCCGGCGCCGCCGAAGAGAAGCCAAAGAGUCAGGGCGAGGCGCAAGAUGGCACGACCCCCUCGCCGGCCUCCGAUCAACGGCCAGCGGCCGCAGCGAAGGGCAACGGCGCGGAACAAGCGCAUGCGGCAGGGAAGGUGGAGAAGAAGUCGAAGCGCCAGAUGAUCAAGGAGCGCAAGGAGAGGCAGCAGAAGGACAGGUCUGGCCUGUGCGUUAACUUCGCCAAGGGGAUCUGCACGUUCGGGACCGCGUGCCGGUGGAGCCACGACGUCAAGGAGUACCUCGCGAACAAGGCGCCCGACCUCCCCGGCGACUGCCCGUUCGCCAACACGCACGAACGUUGUCCGUACGGUUUCAUGUGCCGCUGGUCCGCUGCGCACCCGCCGGCGCAGUCGGCCGACCCGAACGCCGCGGAGGCGCCCCGGCACGAAGCUGCGCCGCCGCAGGCCCUUGAGCCGAAGAUCAGGGGCGCUGCCGUCGAGAACGACGGCUCGCUGCCCAGCCACGUGCCUGUGCCGCUGCCGCCGUUGUCGGAGAAGGGCAGUAGCGUCAACGAGCUGCACAAGGACCUCCAGACGCAGCUCCGCAAGAACCAGUACGACUUCUCCCGCGCGGACGCGGUCCUGGACGACCUCGGCGUCAAGGUCAAGCUACGCGGCAAGCAACAGAAGCCCAAGCCCCCUCAGGCGCCGAAGCCGGCCGAGGACGCCGCCGGCGGCGACGCUGAGCAGCCCGCGAAGCGCGCGAAGACGGACGCCGCGCCUGACUCCGGCGGCGAUGGCGUCGUCAAGCUCUUCGACGUCAGCCGCGCGUCAGAGGGCAAUGGCGCGUAUCGCGUCGGCGCUGGGCGCGCCGCGGAGCGCAAGCCGAUCGACUGGAACGGGAAACUCGUGCUUGCGCCGCUGACGACGACGGGCAACCUGCCGUUCCGGCGGCUGUGCAAGACGUUCGGCGCAGACAUCACGGUGGGCGAGAUGGCGCUGGCGACGUGCAUCUUGCAGGGGCACUCGUCGGAGUGGGCGCUCAUGCGGCGGCACUCGAGCGAGGACAUCUUCGGCGUGCAGAUCUGCGGGGGGUUCCCGGACGCCCUCGCGCGCUGCGCGCAGCUCAUCGAGGACAACAUCGAUUGCGAUUUCGUGGACAUCAAUUGCGGGUGUCCUAUAGACCUCGUGUGCAACAAGGGCGCCGGAUCCUCGCUCCUCCGCGAGACGAGCAGGCUCGAGAAGGUCGUCCGCGCCGCGAGCUCCGUGCUCACGUCGCGCCCGCUGACGGUGAAGGUGCGCGCGGGGUACUACGGAGCGCACCCCAGCGACGCGUCAGCGCGCAACGUCGCGCACGAGCUGGUGCGCAAGGUCGGCGAGUGGGGCGCGAGCGCGAUGACCAUCCACGGGCGCACGCGGCAGCAGCGGUACGCCAAGCUCGCGGACUGGGACUACAUCGCACAGUGUGCGCGGGCCGACGGCGCGGUGCCGGUGAUCGGCAACGGCGACAUCUACUCGUGGCAGGAGCACCGCGAGCGCACGAGCGCGGACCGCGGCGUCACGGCGACGAUGCUCGCGCGCGGGGCGCUGAUCAAGCCGUGGCUGUUUACGGAGAUCAAGGAAGAAAGGGACUGGGAUAUCUCCGCGAGCGAGCGUUUAGAUAUGAUUCGGGACUACGCGCGGUUCGGGCUCGACCACUGGGGCUCGGACAGCCGCGGCGUGGAGACCACGCGGCGGUUCCUGCUCGAGUGGUUGUCAUACCUGCACCGGUACAUUCCAGUCGGGCUGCUCGAGGUUCUGCCGGCGCGGAUGCACUGGCGGCCGCCGCCGCGCAUCGUCGGGCGGUCGCAGCUCGAGACGCUGCUGUCGAGCGACGACCCGCGCGACUGGAUUCGGAUCUCGGAGAUGUUCUUGGGCCCGGCACCGCAGGGGUUCCAGUUCACGCCCAAGCACAAGAGCACGUCGUACGCGACGGACGUCGGCUACGGGUCGAUGGCCGCGGCGGUGCCGACCGGCAACAACGGCGGCAACGAGGACGAGGAGAACGGGUGA